AUAAAAGUAAAAAGAGAGGGAGAAUAUAAAGAGUGAGAUAAAGAGACUCUGACCACAGCCCAGCGACCGGCCGACACAGACGGACCUGUCUGCCUGCAGAGGACGGGCUGUCCACUGUGUCCACACAGGUGUUGAAGACAUGUCGUCCUCUGUGCUGCUGAAUCUGUUGCAUUGCGCUCGCUCCACCAGUCGAACCUUCCUCAGAUCCUCCACAGAAACCUCCUCAGCCUCUGGACAGGUGGGCGGGGCCUUGUUGGGGGUUUUGGGUGUGCGGCGGGCCAGCGGGUCGGUCCGUUUGGACGGUGACGACGGAGGCCGACCGAGGACAUGGGACUCAUUUGGUAUCUGGGACAACAGGAUAGAGGAACCAGUACUGCUGCCGUCCAGUAUCAGAUAUGGAAAACCAAUUCCACAGGUGAGUCUAUCCCGGGUCGGCAGUGCGUCAGUGUUGGGUCUCAGGAAACAGAACGAGGACCGUCUCCGUGUGGCUCGUAUCCAUGACAAUCUGCUGUACUUCGCCGUGUUCGACGGCCAUGGUGGACCUCACGCCGCAGACUACUGCUACACCUUCAUGGAGAAAUUCAUCAGAGACGCUCUGGAGGACGAGGGCGACCUGGAGAAGGUUCUGAAAAAAGCCUUUUUAGAUGCUGACCACGCUCUGCACACACACUUGAGCUACUUCAACAACGCCUCCUUCCUGACAGCCGGCACCACGGCGACGGUUGCUUUGCUCCGUGAUGGCGUGGAGAUGGUGGUCGGUAGCGUCGGCGACAGCCGAGCGAUGUUGUGCAGGAAGGGACGAGCCAUCAAACUCACCAAGGACCACACACCUGACCGCAAGGACGAGAGACAGCGUAUCCAGAGGUUUGGCGGCUUCGUGACGUGGAACAGCGUCGGCCAGGCCAACGUUAACGGGCGGCUCGCCAUGACUCGCAGCAUCGGUGACUUCCACCUGAAGAACAGCGGCGUCAUCGCUGAGCCGGAUACGAGACGACAGACAGUCCAACACGCCAACGACUCCUUCCUCGCUCUGACCACUGAUGGCAUCAACUUCCUGCUAAGUGACCAGGAGGUCUGCGAUGUGAUCAACCAGUGUCAGGACCCGACGGAGGCAGCGAACGUCAUCGCUCAGCAGGCGCUGCAGUACGGCUCGGAGGACAACGGCACCGUCAUCAUCGUCCCGUUGGGAGCGUGGGGGAAACAUCAGAGCUCCACCGUCGUCUACAGCAUGAGCAGGAACUUGGCCUCAAGCGGGAGAUGGGCGUAGAUGACAAAGACUUGAAGGACACAAACAUUUUGCAUCUUUUUCAAACUCUAAAUUAUCUUUAAACUCCCCUGAACUCUGACGAGCCUCCUGAAAUAUUGAAAUCACCGAUUUUUUGUCACGGCAGAGAUUAUAUUUAUAUAUUUAUUUUUACAUAAAAAAAAAAAAAUGUUGUCACUAACAAGCCAUGUCAGUUAUGCUAACACCAGGAAGAGAACAAAGUACACAAAAUUAUAUACACAAAAGUAUAAUUUUACUUGUGUAAAAUUAUUUAAAUAUUAAAAGAAAAACGUGAUUAAAAACGUC
Messenger RNA from Hippoglossus stenolepis (Pacific halibut), 1570 nucleotides. RefSeq names its product protein phosphatase 1K, mitochondrial. Gene Ontology annotation, biological process: protein dephosphorylation. The transcript has 9 exons. Gene Ontology annotation, molecular function: protein serine/threonine phosphatase activity; cation binding. The record is from RefSeq and is a predicted model, not a curated record. Bases 140 to 1267 code for a protein of 375 amino acids. NCBI's taxonomy places the organism in Eukaryota, Metazoa, Chordata, Actinopteri, Pleuronectiformes, Pleuronectidae.